UGUGGAAUAUUUGCCUCUCCUAUUAAUACCACUUACAACCCAAACCCUCUAAUUCCAAACCACACUCACAGUUUUUUUUCUCAUCUUCUCUUAGCUUCAACAAAUCAAUCAUUACACCUUCAAAUCCUCUUACAAUUUUCCAACUUUGAUGGCUGAAAUGGAACAUUCUGCUUCUUCUGAUGAUGUCUCUGUGGACUCUAUAGCCAAGGAUACCAGUCAAGAAUCAAAGGUUGAAUUUUCAGAAGACGAGGAAACCCUGAUUAUUAGGAUGUACAAUCUGGUUGGAGAGAGGUGGUCUCUUAUUGCUGGGAGGAUUCCUGGAAGAAGUGCAGAGGAAAUUGAGAAGUAUUGGACUACAAGAUAUUCCACAAGCCAAUGAAUAUGCAGGAAAAGCUUUGGUGAUUUCUCUGCUAGAGCAAGAAAAUUUUUGGGGUUGGUGUUUGUAUUGUUUGGUUGUGUUAAAUUUGUCUGUUUUCUUUGCUCCAAGAAAGAAAAAUCUGGGUGUUGGUUUCUAGUUAUAGUUUGUACAAUUAUUCAUAUUGGUAUAAUGAUGUUUGGUGUUUGGUUUGCAGUUA
This is a messenger RNA of Cornus florida, 575 nucleotides long. RefSeq names its product transcription factor CPC-like. The coding region runs from base 149 to 379 and encodes 76 amino acids. Gene Ontology annotation, cellular component: nucleus. The record is from RefSeq and is a predicted model, not a curated record. The transcript is spliced from 3 exons. Gene Ontology annotation, molecular function: transcription cis-regulatory region binding. Lineage: Eukaryota; Viridiplantae; Streptophyta; Magnoliopsida; Cornales; Cornaceae. Gene Ontology annotation, biological process: cell differentiation.